Messenger RNA from Suillus discolor, 1500 nucleotides. RefSeq lists its product as uncharacterized. The coding region runs from base 318 to 1379 and encodes 353 amino acids. The transcript is spliced from 6 exons. NCBI's taxonomy places the organism in Eukaryota, Fungi, Basidiomycota, Agaricomycetes, Boletales, Suillaceae. Gene Ontology annotation, cellular component: CHRAC; nucleus. The record is from RefSeq and is a predicted model, not a curated record. Gene Ontology annotation, molecular function: protein heterodimerization activity.
AUAAGGCGUAAGGGCAACGACGCAGGCCCCCAUGACCCACUUCAACAACCUGAAUGAAAUUAAAUCUUCGGACGAGUACCAUGUCUGAGGACCCUAAUUUCAUGGAAUCUACUCUUGUGCAGCACAACUUGUACCAGUGAUUAUCAAGCUUUCUGCGUGGUCGUUGAGGUAAAUCGAUCGGUGGUCGGGUGAGAGCGAUGUUGGACACAUGCAAAGUGUUCUUCCUCCGCUCUGCACCCGAAGCGGUCACUGGCAGCUACAACAACACUGCGUGACCUGGGUCCACUCCGAACCAAAUUUCACCAGGCCUCCCGGUGAUGGCAGCAUACUACGCCACUCCUUCAAGUUCCAUAGUUGCCCACACCUCUGCCUUACAACCCUAUGGGCAAUGCUCUGAGCUGAGCGUUCCAAACCCAAACGUUAGCGUCUAUGAUUUACCAACGGACUCCGAAAAUGAAGCAGAGGUGGAUGAACUGGAGUCCGACACAGAUCCCGAAGACGAGCUCGCCGCAAGCGCCUCCGCCAACCAGAAGAAGAGCGGACGACGGCUUGGGGAACGUGUCCCCGGGACAACUCUACUCCCCCCUUCCAGAGUAGAGAACAUAGUUCAACCGGAUACCAGCAUUACGAUGUCGAAGGAGGCGCUGUUCGUUUUGUCGGUUGCAACAGAGGAAUUCAUAAAACGAAUGGCCCAAGCUGGCCACAGACAGGCGGCAGCAAAGCGUCGAGGGACUGUAAAUUACUCAGAUUUGGCGUGUUCCACUCAACAAUAUCAAGAGUUCAUGUUCUUGCAAGACACCAUACCUGAACCGAUAUCCUUAGCAGAGGCACUUGACAGACGGGCAAUGAAGGAGAAGGAAGACUUGGAGGCCAAUCCAGCGAUGUCCACCACCCACCGACAGUCACCUCCUUUCAUAACAGUAUCUGCACCCCACUUAAAUGGGAAGCCAAAAGCCAAGCCAAGACCGUCAGUCACUAAUGGCAGAGAAACGUCAAGUGCAAGUGCAAACGGAAGCUCUAGGAGAGAGCAUAGACGGAACGAGGAUGGGAUGGAUGGUGUUGUGUCAAGAAGCCGGAGCACGAGAGUUGCGCAUGAGGAUCGUUAUGCCGGACCAGAAGAGCACGCGUCAAGUGAUGCGGGCAAUGAAACAGGUGUACAUCAGGCGGCUCCAUCACCGAGGCAUCCAACCUCAGGCCUCCAGGACACAGGACGGUCACCUCACGAGUUUGCACCCAACUGGCCUGGCCAUUACACUGGCCCCGCAAGCGGCUUUCUGCAGGAUGCACAUGGAGGGUUUAGUCGAGGAAUUGCUAGUCAGAAUCCCGGGCGUACUAUUUACUCACAGCAAUCACGUCCAGAAAAUGGAUCGUAUCAGUAGCAUGUGCUGAAUUGGCUAGUAUAUUUCUUCGACGCGAGUAGAUUGUCCUACUUAGACUUAUCCGCGUUACUGUAACCUUAUCUUAUCUUCAACGAACUAUUUGGCACAGCCAUUCACAUUC